CGCAUCUCCUUGGCCCCAACAAGUUACGAGUGAAAACAUGGCGAGGUCCUAUUCAUCAAAUAGCGCGAACGUGAUGAUUGAACGGAUUAACAAUUCUCAAGAAUUGGUCGAAUUAUGCAAAGGAAAGUCCUCCAGUGCAUUGCUGAAGAGAUUGAAGGUCGCUUUGGCCACUGUCCACCCGGUGAUUGCGGACGCUGAUCAGAAAGCAGAUCAUGUCCGAGAAGUAAAACAUUGGCUUACAGGACUCACAGAUGCUUUCUUCCAGGCAGAGGAUGUUCUUGAUGAGUUACUAACAGAGGCUUUGAGAAGAAGAGUAGUAGCUGAAGUGGGAGGAUUCGGAGGACUAUUCCAGAAUCUUAUGGGUGGUAACGAAGCCAACAAGAAUAAGAUAGAACGAAAGAUGGAAAACGUAGUGAGACUGCUGGAACAUCAUGUGAGACACAUAGAAAUUAUUGGAUUAAAAGAAUAUAGCGAGACUCGGGAACCACAGUGGAGGCAAGCGUCACGGUCCAGACCUGAUGAUCUUCCACAAGGCAGAGUGGUUGGGCGAGCAGAAGAUAAAGUAGCAUUACUCAAUUUGCUGCUUUCUGAUGAUGAAACCGGCAUUAGGAGACCAGCUCUGGUUUCCACUGUGGGUAUGCCUGGGGUUGGAAAGACAACCUUGACGCAGAUAGUUUUCAAGGACGACUGUGUGACCAACCACUUUGAUGUUAAAAUGUGGAUUUCUGUUGGGCUAAACUUUAAUGUCUUCACGGUUACAAAAGCCGUUCUGCAGGAGAUCACUUCAAGUGCAGUUAAUACUGAGGAUCUACCUUCACUUCAACUUCAGCUGAAGCAAGAACUAUCAGGGAAGAGAUUUUUACUCGUUCUGGAUGAUAUUUGGUCUGAAAGUAGCACAGAGUGGGAAAGCUUCAAGGUCGCCUUUACUGAUGCAGAGGAAGGAAGCAAGAUUGUUAUAACCACACGAAGUGAAAUUGUCUCCACAGCCGCACAGGCUGACAAAGUCUACCGAGUGAAGCUGAUGACCACUGAAGAAUGCUGGGAGCUGAUCUCUAGAUCUGCUUUUGGAAAUAUCUCAGUCGGUUCUAUCAACCAAGAACUUGAAGGUAUUGGCAAAAGGAUUGCAGAACAAUGUAAGGGCUUACCGUUAACUGCAAGAGCCAUCGCAUCUCAUCUCCGGUCAAAGCCAAAUCCUGACGACUGGUAUGAUGUAUCAAAGAAUUUCUCGACAUACACUAACAGCAUCCUUCCAGUUCUUAAACUGAGCUUUGACACUCUCCCUCCUGUACUCAAGCGAUGUUUUUCCCUCUGCUCAAUAUUCCCCAAGGGUUAUGUUUUCAAAAGAGAGGAGUUGGUGCUUCUAUGGAUGGCAAUAGACCUCUUAUACCAGCCAAGGAGCAACAAAAGAUUAGAAGAGAUUGGUUACGAUUACAUUGAUGAUUUAGUUGGUCGAUCUUUCUUCCUGAGGUUGGACAUCACCAUGAAAAGCUUCGUGAUGCAUGAUCUCAUGAAUGAUUUGGCUAAAGCUACUUCAGGAGAUUUUUGCUUCAGACGGGAAGAUGACAAUAUUGCGGAGGUGCCAAGCAAAGUUCGACAUUUUUCCUUUUCCAGAAGCCAGUGUGAUGCUUCCAUGGCUUUCAAGUCCAUCUCUGGAGCUGAGUUUCUUAGAACCAUUCUUCCCUUCAAUGUUCCAACCGGUCUUGAAUCUCUCCAACUAACAGAGAAAAUUUUGAAUCCAUUGCUCCAGGCAUUGAGCAGCCUGAGAAUUCUCAGCUUGUCUCAUUAUCAGAUAACUCGCUUGCCUAAAUCAUUAAAGGGUUUGAAGCAGUUACGGUAUCUAGAUCUGUCAAGCACCAAAAUAAAAGACCUCCCAGAGUUUGUGUGUACACUCUGUAAUUUGCAGACACUGUUACUAUCAAACUGCCGUUACCUGACUAGCCUGCCAACAAAUAUAGCCGAACUCAUCAACUUGCGCCUCCUCGACCUUGUUGGCACUCCCUUGGUAGAGAUGCCGCUAGGAAUAAGAAAGCUGAGAAGCUUGCAGAAGUUAUCUAAUUUUGUUGUAGGAAGGCUGAGCGGAGCCGGACUGCAUGAGCUCAAAGAACUUUCUGACCUCCGAGGGACUCUUCGCAUCUCUGAGCUACAAAAUGUGGCCUUUGCCUCAGAAGCAAAAGACGCUGGUUUGAAAAGGAAGCAAUUGCUUGAUGGGUUAAUACUGAAGUGGACUGUGAAAGCUUCUAGCUUCGCCCCUGGUAGUCUUAGUACAUUGUCUUGUGACCAGAAAGAGGUCCUGAAGAUGCUAGAACCUAACCCAAACUUGAAAACGUUCUGCAUUGAGUCUUAUCAGGGUUCAGAAUUUCCUAAAUGGUUGGGUGAUUCUUCAUUCAAUAGUAUUGCAUCUGUCACUCUCAGUAGCUGCAACCUCUGCAUAUCACUACCUCCACUGGGGCAGUUGCCUUCACUCAAGUACCUCAGUAUUGAGAAAUUUAACAUUCUGCUGAAGGUUGGUCUAGACUUCUUCUUCGGUGAGAACACCUCUUCUAGCUUUGUACCGUUUCAAUCCUUGCAAACUCUGAAAUUCUAUGCGAUGCCGAGAUGGGAAGAAUGGACUUGUCCAGAACUAGAAGAUGGGAUCUUUCCUUGUCUCCAGAAACUAAUGAUAGAAAAAUGCCCCCGCUUAAUGAAAAAAUUUCCAGAAGGACUCCCUUCUUCAACUGAAGUCGCCAUCUCUGAUUGCCCCCUAAGAGCAGUUGGUGAAGGAGAAGGUUCCUCCCCAGGGAAUAUGAGCAUAAUGGAACCACCACCUUCGCUUGCAGAGAGUCCAACGUUGGAAAAUCCAAGUUCUCAAUCAGAUAUAGGUACAAGUAGUCAGAGUAAUAAUGACACUGAAGUAACUUCAACAUCAAGCAUGUCUUCUUUGCCAAAGAACCAUCCACUAUCAGAAGAGAUGGACCAGUAUAUAACUCAACUUGAAAGCUCGCAUCAGCAUAUUGAAGAACCUGCUGUGAUAUCUGCAAGGUUCUCAGAACUCAUCUCCUCCGCUGAUCUCAGCUCCAUACUGUCACAAUCACCACUUCGUCCAGAUCUCAAAAAUAGAGGCUUUGAUCACCCUGGAAGUAGUAGCAACCAGAGCCAGCAACCUAGAACGCCGGUUGCUCCAAGUGGACAGUCUAGUGACAACGGCAUACCCGUGCCUUCGCAAUCCAAUGAUGAAACAGACAUGGAAUACUUAAAAGUGACAGAUAUCUCUCACCUGAUGGAGCUUCCCCAGAACCUGCAGUCCCUCCACAUCGACACCUGCGACGGCCUAACUUGUUUACCGGAAAGCCUCUCCGAAAGCCAACCAAAUCUCCACGAGCUCCUCAUCAUUGCCUGUCACUCACUAGAAUCCUUCCCUCCAACCACAUUAAAAACCCUAUACAUAAGAGACUGCAAGAAACUCAACUUCCAAGAAACCUUACAGCCAACGCGAAGCUACUCACAGCUAGAGCACCUCUUCAUCGAAACCAGCUGCAGCAACAACCUCAUCACCUUCCCUCUAUCUCUCUUCCCGAAGCUCAAAUCCCUCUCGAUCACAGCCUGCGAAAGCUUCAGAACCUUCUCCAUCCACGCCGGACUCGGAGACGACCGAAUCGCACUCAAAUCCCUAGAAAUCAGAGAUUGCCCAAACCUAACAACCUUCCCACCCGGAGGCCUCCCAACGCCGAAGCUCUCUUCGAUCCUCCUCUCAAACUGCGAGAACCUCCGAGCGUUACCGGAGAAGCUCUUCGGCCUCACGUCUCUCCAAUCGCUCUUCGUAAUCAAAUGCCCAAAGCUCGAGACGAUCCCCGGCGGAGGCUUCCCGAGCAAUCUCCGAACUCUCUGCAUCAACCUAUGCCCCAAGCUGACGCCUCGGAUCGAAUGGGGGUUGCGAGAUUUGGAGAAUCUUCGGAAUCUCGAGAUCGAAGGAGGUAACGAAGACAUCGAAUCGUUUCCCGACGAAGGAUUGCUGCCGAGAGGGAUAUUUUCUCUGAGGAUAAGCCGAUUCGAGAAUCUCAGUACGUUGAAUCGGUUAGGGUUUCGAGAUACGAAGGGCUUGGAGACGAUGGAGAUCGACGGCUGUGAUAAGCUAAGGAUAUCGAUGGAGGAGGAUCUCCCUCCUUCCUUGUCUUGUUUGCGGAUAAGCUCUUGUUCGUUGUUGAGUGAGAAACUUGCUGAGCAAGGAACAGAGUGCGUCUUUAGUAUUCCGUAUGUGGAAAUCGACGGCGAGAUCUUCUCUUGAGGAAAUGUUUUGUAUGUAAAAAAUUAGAUACUAGUGACCUAACU
Molecule: messenger RNA, 4305 nt
Organism: Brassica oleracea var. oleracea
Lineage: Eukaryota; Viridiplantae; Streptophyta; Magnoliopsida; Brassicales; Brassicaceae
Product: putative disease resistance protein At3g14460
Exons: 1
Coding region: 38-4261 (1407 amino acids)
Biological process (GO): defense response to other organism
Molecular function (GO): ADP binding; protein binding
Source: RefSeq, a predicted model, not a curated record